CCACCCUCAAAACUCAACCCCACCACCACCAUCUUCGGCAGCUCCAUCUCCCCUGUCCGAAUCACCCAGGCCCAUCUCGGCCUCCCUCGCGCGCGACCCCCAAGUCAGCUGACCCGAACCCAGACGCGACCCCAACUCAGCCCUCACCACCAUCGAACCACCCUUGCGCCACCUCUCCUCGCCUGUUCCCGCACCAAACCCAGACCAGACCAGACCAGGUUUCAACAUGAUGAAUUUUACAGCAUCAAUAUGUAAUAGACUGAAUCUAAAGCAAUUAGUUUCAAAUCCUCGUGUUUACAACAGCGCUACUGAUGUUUCUGGAGAAGGAUUGAGUUUGAUCUUCAGGCGCUGGGCUACUAAGAAAAGUGCAGGAUCAACUAAGAAUGGACGAGACUCACUACCCAAAAAUCUUGGAGUUAAGAAAUAUGGAGGAGAGAGGGUGAUACCUGGAAACAUAAUCGUUCGUCAGAGAGGUACCCGUUUUCAUCCUGGAAAUUAUGUGGGCAUAGGAAGAGAUCACACCCUUUUUGCUCUGAAAGAAGGUGUCGUAAAGUUUGAACGACACAAGCUGAGUGGUCGGAAGUGGGUGCAUGUCGAGCCAAAGGACGGGCAUGUGCUACACCCUGUCUAUGCAGACGGUGCAGCCCCGAAGCUCGAGGCUAUGGCUUAAAUUCUUGUUAGAGUUUAAUGGGACCUUUUUUUUCUUCCUUAAACUGUAAAAUUAAAGAUAGAAGUCAUAACCCUGUUGCUCUAAAAAAAAGUUUUUUCUUUUUUGCUAGUUCAACUCACUCGGAUUCGAGUUUCAUAACUACAAUCAAAUAAGUUUUUGCUGGGAGAGACCAGGACUGAUCUCUACUUGCCAUGAGGCUACGUCCAUUCUCUAUUUUUGCAUUGUCACUUCUGUAAGAGCUUUGUUUGUUUGAAAUGAGAACAAGAGAGAAAAAAGGUAUAUUUGUAGCUAAA
Molecule: messenger RNA, 963 nt
Organism: Humulus lupulus (European hop)
Lineage: Eukaryota; Viridiplantae; Streptophyta; Magnoliopsida; Rosales; Cannabaceae
Exons: 4
Coding region: 227-670 (147 amino acids)
Biological process (GO): translation
Cellular component (GO): ribosome
Molecular function (GO): structural constituent of ribosome
Source: RefSeq, a predicted model, not a curated record